This is a messenger RNA of Ziziphus jujuba (common jujube), 998 nucleotides long. RefSeq lists its product as uncharacterized. Gene Ontology annotation, molecular function: pre-mRNA 3'-splice site binding. The transcript is spliced from 6 exons. Gene Ontology annotation, biological process: mRNA splicing, via spliceosome. Gene Ontology annotation, cellular component: spliceosomal complex. Lineage: Eukaryota; Viridiplantae; Streptophyta; Magnoliopsida; Rosales; Rhamnaceae. Bases 68 to 784 code for a protein of 238 amino acids. The record is from RefSeq and is a predicted model, not a curated record.
GCUGCUGUAGUUGAAAUUUCGUUUAGGGUUUCGAGUAUAGGUGACAAAGAAGAAGAAGAAGAAGAAGAUGCAUUCAGAAGCGCAGGAAAGAAUGGUGACGGAACUAAUGGAGAUACUUAGAAAACGUAGAAACUUGAGAGAUAGUGGAGGACCAGUCUCAACUCCUCAUGAUGAUAAUGUAUAUGAUAUAUUGGAGAAGAUUUUGAAUUCUGCCAAACAAGAUAAACCUGACACAUAUACAGUAGAUUGGACAUUUUUAGAGGCGUUGCUCGUCAAGUUCAGAGAAGAAGAAGCCUGCAUUCAUGGUUUGAGGGUAGGUGAUGCCAAGCUUCAUGAGAGCAAGCAAAUGGACUUUGCAGAUGUUAAGCUGAGAUUGCCCUGCAGGUUUUCCCAUGGAGAAGAUUAUCCUCCUCCAUCAGUUGUACCUUGGUAUCUGCGUCCUUUGAGACCGACUUCACAACAUCAACGGAAGUGGUGGGAGGGAAAUCCAAAUUUUGCAGUAUCAUCAAUAAAAUACAGGAAAGGUGCUUGUGAAAACUGUGGAGCAAUGACACAUGGUUCAAACUCUUGCAUGGAAAGGUAUCUGAAACGUGGACCAAAGUUGACAUACAAACCUUAUGUCUUCCCUGAUACGAAAAUGGCGAGCAUUAGAAUCAACGAAGAUCUGAUAUCGAAACUAUUAAACAAUGAUCCCGAAACACAGUCCAAGCCUGAGGAUCCUCUUCCACAUGCAGAUUCAAAUGAUCAUUGUUAUGGGGACAAUAACCAAGAUAGAGGUUCUUAAUUGAGGCACUGGUGAAAUUGUACACAGAAGCAGCAGCCAGAUACGGUAGAAGGGUUUUGAAGCAUCCUUGUCAAGCUGCUGGCUUUUGACUUGCUGUUGGAUAUUUGUAAAUAAUGCCUCUCAUUCUCCUCAGACAUUUAGGUUCAAGUUUGUGAAGUUUUCUCUUUUCUGUACGGAUUUUUAGGCCCUUUCAAAUAUGUGAGAUUAAAUUGAA